AGAGGCUGAUUGGCUGGAUGUUUUAGAUAUUCACUUCAUGAACAAAGUAUUGCAGGAUUUCUCUUCAGUUGGGAUAGUCACAGUGAGAGAAAAAUGUCACUGCCGAAGGUCUUGUGUUUUCAUCUCAUAUUGAUGCUGUCUGCUUUCACCGGAGCAGCUAACGGAUACUACUAUUCUCGGUGGACUAAAUGCAUCCACAGCUCCCGUGAUCUCAGUGACAUGGUGUACAUUGAUAACUAUAUCUUCAAUAAAGAUGUGCACAUACAGUUCAACAGCACUGUGGGGGAGUAUGUGGGAUACACUGCACAUGGAGUAUAUAACGCAGAGUUAUACAACAAAGAUCCCAACCAGCUGCAGCAAGAGAGAGCUCAGGUGGAGACAUACUGCAAAUAUAAUGCUAAAAACAGACAGAGCGCUAUCGCUGAUAAAACAGUUGCACCAAAGGUUAAGCUCAGUUCAGUGAAGCAGGCCGGUGGCAGACAUCCAGCUGUGUUGAUGUGCAGUGCUUACCGCUUCUACCCACACGGGAUCCAAGUGACCUGGAUGAAAGACGAUAAACCUGUGAAGUCUGAUGUGACCUCAACUGAGGAGAUGCCUAACGGAGACUGGUACUACCAGAUCCACUCCCACCUGGAAUACACUCCCAAAUCUGGAGAGAAGAUCUCCUGUAUGGUGGAUCACGCUGGCUUAACUAAACCCAUCAUUGUAGACUGGGAUCCGUCUCUCCCUGAGUCUGAGAGGAAUAAAAUCGCUAUCGGGGCGUCUGGUCUGGUGCUGGGAAUCAUCAUCACAGCUGCUGGACUCAUUUACUACAAGAAGAAAUCAUCAGGGAGGAUCCUGGUACCAACCUAAUGAUGGUACGACUGACUGGACUUGACUCAUUGAUGGACAACUCACUUAUCAUUUAUGUUUUACUUUUAACAGUUAAAACCAUUUAAAAAAUUGAAAACAAUAACAACAAAUCUAAUAAAUGUGUUUGAUAUUUGUAGCUUUUUAUUAAAUUGCAAUGAUGAUAUAAUGAACUGUAAAUUAUAGAGAUUAUAUAGAAACAUAAAUUAUCAUUCUUGCUGGCUUUUUUUUCCAGUACUUAAUGCAUAGAAUAAAAGAAGUUCAUAAUAUUAGAACAGAAUCUUGUAAGUCUGUAUAGCUAAUAAUAAUGGUAUCUGUCAGGCUCUGGGUCUGAGAAAGGGUACUCUGAGACCUUUUUGAAGACUAUUUUACUCUUCUUUAUUGUAAAAAUGUAUAUUAGAAGUGAAUUUGUGCAGUCUUUCAUGUAAUAUGUUUGAUAUAAAAAAUAUAAAAAAAUAUUAUUACUGCAUAAAUAAGACCAUCAACAGAUUUUUCUUACUUUUAUUUGUUCUGACAAUGAUUCUUCUGCAUGAUUUAAUGACAUCAAAAUAUCCUCAACAAUUUUUUGUUUUUCAGAAACACCAUCUGAAACAUUUCUUGGUUAUGUGCUGUAUGUUCUUUUAAGCUCUAAAUAAAUAUUUCUUUACAAAA
Messenger RNA from Onychostoma macrolepis, 1500 nucleotides. Its product is annotated as H-2 class II histocompatibility antigen, E-S beta chain-like. Gene Ontology annotation, cellular component: membrane; MHC class II protein complex. NCBI's taxonomy places the organism in Eukaryota, Metazoa, Chordata, Actinopteri, Cypriniformes, Cyprinidae. The transcript is spliced from 6 exons. Gene Ontology annotation, molecular function: MHC class II protein complex binding. The coding region runs from base 94 to 852 and encodes 252 amino acids. Gene Ontology annotation, biological process: antigen processing and presentation of exogenous peptide antigen via MHC class II; immunoglobulin production involved in immunoglobulin-mediated immune response; immune response. The record is from RefSeq and is a predicted model, not a curated record.